Messenger RNA from Pseudocercospora fijiensis CIRAD86, 1453 nucleotides. RefSeq lists its product as uncharacterized. The transcript has a single exon. The coding region runs from base 86 to 601 and encodes 171 amino acids. Gene Ontology annotation, molecular function: peroxiredoxin activity. Lineage: Eukaryota; Fungi; Ascomycota; Dothideomycetes; Mycosphaerellales; Mycosphaerellaceae. The record is from RefSeq and is a predicted model, not a curated record.
AUCCCCCUUUCCAAGUUCCCCACCCAAGCCAUCUCUCCCUCAACCCACCCACCCCUUUCAAAACAACCCUCAAAAAUCCAAAAAAAUGCCACCCACCCACACCCCCCAAGAAAUCGCCCAAGCCCACAAAAUCCUGUACGACGAAGGCCUCCGCAUGCGCUACUCAGUCGUAGGAAAAGAAUACGUGGACGCCGCCCUGAAAAACGGCGACAACCCCUUCUCACGAGCCAUGCAAGAGUACGUAUCCGAAUCCUGCUGGGGCAGCAUCUGGACGCGUCCGGGGCUGGAAAAGAAAACACGAUCUUUCCUCAACAUCGCGAUGCUGUGUAACCAGAACCGAGGGUCGGAGUUAGCGACGCAUGUUAAAGGGGCGUUGACGAAUGGUGCGACGGAAGAGGAGAUUCGUGAGGUGAUUUUACAGGCGGCGUGUUAUUCUGGGAUGCCGGCGGGGAUUGAAGGGUUUAGGGUGGCUUGGAUAGCGAUACAGGAGUGGAAUGAGAGGAAUGGGAAGAAUGUUGUUAGGGAUGGGGGGAGUGGACAUAAUGUCGAUCCGCAUGAGGAGGUGGAUAUUGCUGCUAGGGCGAAGGGGGAUGAUGUUUGACGGUAGAUGAGAUGGUGGUGGUAUGUUGAUACGAACCCGUCGGAUGGGAAUGGGUAUGAGCUAUGGCUAUGCAAUUCCGCUCAUACUGUAGAAUGUCAAAGCGACCUGAUGCCAAACUCUUGAUCAUCCUGCCAAGACUCCAGCACGCCUGUAGCACCAGCCUUCAGAGAGAGUGCUACUUACACCCUCGUCAUUUAGGGAGCCGUCUCGUAGUCCGUCGCGUUGUUGUUGAUCAGCCGCUACUUCGCAGUCAACAUUCGUUCCUUCGUCAGCCAAGUUAGUCAUUUCAAGCGCCCUCACGUGCCUUCCUGUAUUCGGUCUCCUGGGCCAUUUGGAGCUCGGAUAGUUCGUUGACAGUAGCGUCCAUAAUGUCAGCGGCGCGUUGGUGGUAUUCAGCCUGGGCCUUGGCGAGCUCAAGCAGAUUUCGAAGUGGCUCGGGGGUGUCGAGGACAUUUCGCAUGAUCGAGGUAGCCUCGUCAACCUUCUCCACGAAUUGGUCCUCAGCACUCUCGAUAGCACGUCGCUGCUGCUCGGUGAAGCUCUCCUCAUGCCUGCCGCCAGCGCUUGCCUUGCUCUUGACUGCGUCCAGAUUCAAGCGCGCAUUCUGCACAGCGGUGCGAGCCUUAUCGGCAGCCUUGAUGGACUGUUGUAGAGUGGUGCUCCAGCCAGCAAGGAACUUGCCCUGGAUCUUCUCAUCUUGGUCGAGACGAGCCUCGCCCACCUUCUCCUCGGCCAGCGCAAGCUUCUCGAGGCCUUGCGCAAGUGGGUCUGGUUCGGUAGAACCUUGAGGAGUGGCAGUUGAGAUAGUCUGCGAACCGGCGAGGGCAGCGCGAGCAAUGGCAUGGCUGAAUG